UUCCUAAUUCUGUAGAAACAUAAGAUCAGAGUAGACUUGGUAUGUCAGAAGAUUUAUGGGAAGAACUGGAAGUUGUCCAGUCCAUUUACUGUCGGCAGGGAGAGUGUGUCAUCAAUGACACAGCAGGCAGUCCAGAGCUGGUGGUGAGGCUUCAAGGAGAAGGGGUAGUAACUCCUACAGUCACAGUCAGAAUGCAGUUUCCUUCCUUGUAUCCAGGGCAACCACCAACAAUAUCCUGUCAGUGUGAAGACAGGUCGUUGUCACGGGAACUGAUGACCUGCCUCACUGACUUGAGCGCACGUUUAGAGGGUAGCCCCAUGAUAACUGACUUACUGAAUCAAGCUCAGGAAAUGAUAAAUCACAGAGUCUCAGUGGAAGCUCAAACCACAGACCACAGUCUUGAUGAGAUUGGUAGUCAGAAAACACCUGCACCCUCAGAGGCCGUGGGAGGGGGGUCAGGGAUAAAUGACCAGGGGGAGGGGACGGUUACAGCAGUACUGAUGCUGGAUCACAUGAGAUCUAAGACUCGCUACAUACAGACCAUCCAGAAGUGGGUCUCCAGCCUCUCUAUACAGGGAUGUCUGGUCUUUGUGGGGAAACUCAUCUUCUUAGUUCUUCAGGGACGUUCAGCUGAUAUCAAGGAGUACAUAAAGUUACAGAGGAGUAGUAAUGUAGACGUGGAUAGUCCAGGGAGGAAGUGUAAGGAGAGAAUGAUGUCUGUUCUCUCUCAGGGAGUCAUAGAGGGAAAAGGAUUCCAGGACUUUAAGGUGACAGAGUGUCACAGUCAGACGGAAGUAGAGGAGAUCUUCCAGCAGACAGAGUUAAUGCCCUUGUAUCGAGACCACAUUCUACCACUGCUAAAGUCCUCGAAUAUUCCACUGACCAAAUGAGUGACCGAUCCAGAAUUAUAACCACUGUGUCAGGGUUACAUCUAACAAGUUUUUUCUUCGAAACUUUUAAUUCUGACC
Molecule: messenger RNA, 968 nt
Organism: Saccostrea cuccullata (small rock oyster)
Lineage: Eukaryota; Metazoa; Mollusca; Bivalvia; Ostreida; Ostreidae
Product: RWD domain-containing protein 3-like
Exons: 5
Coding region: 42-890 (282 amino acids)
Biological process (GO): positive regulation of hypoxia-inducible factor-1alpha signaling pathway; positive regulation of protein sumoylation
Molecular function (GO): protein binding
Source: RefSeq, a predicted model, not a curated record